AAAUCCAUUUCUAACAUGGAAUCCCACUCGAAGUUUGAUCCGAAACCACUCGGCACCACGGUUUUAAGCCGCGAAACGAUCGUGGCGGCUCUGAGAAGCGGACCGACCAAUUUUAUAAAUCGGAAGCACAUCUCUUGCAACGUCGACCUUUCGCCUCUGGUCAAGGAAGAGGAACUCAACUACCUGCGGCUCCGCUACAACGAGUAUCUUUUGCAAUACGCGACCGGCCCGGUGAAUCUGGAACACCUUCAGGUACACCUUGGCCAGCGAGAGGAAGAGGCAGGGGCCAAGGAGUUGGAACUUGAGGCGCUCAGGGACGAAAUGGCAAGGGCUGACAUGGAAAGACGCAACUCAACCGGUUUGCUGGCUCAGGAAGCUCAGGAGCACCACCUCCAGGUGACACGACUGGAGCAGGAGAUGCAAGAACUGAGAAAUGAAAUAUGGCGUUUGCAAGAGGGCAUAGGAGCAGGAGCCUUAAAGCAAAUGAAUAUGGAGUUGGAUUGCGCCAUUCAUGAGUUGGAACACUUGGAAUUCGACGUCGAUCAAAGAUUGCAGAACAUUGAGAGCUUGGAGUCAAAAGUCGCUGAAAAGGAUGGUUUGCUGGCACACACAAGAUCUGAGCUAGAGAGCAUCUUGUCGAUUUUGGAUCAGAUUGAAAGCAAUAGUGCCAGGAAAAUGCAUUCUAUGAACGAAGCAAUCGUCUUAAAGGAGUCUCAACUCUCUGAAUUGCACCUGCAAAUCGAAGCCUUGAACACGUGCAUGCAGAAUCUGAAAAAUGACUUGCAAUCCUGUCAGGACGAAGCCGAACUGCUAAAGAAUAGUGUCAUGGAGAAAAACAUCAUGAUCGAAAACUUCACGAAUGACAACACGAAAAUCGUUAUUGAGCUAGAGAGUUUGAAAAGCAAUUUAAGUCAAAGUGACAUGAAUGGCACUGAAAACUCAAAUUCUUCGGAGGAACAUCGUCUCACACAGGAUCGAAUAGAAGAACUGGAGAAACAGCUUGAGGCGAGGAAAAGAGCGGAUGAAGAAGCCAAGUACACCAACAAGACUAUGGCUGCUGAGAUCGAGGGGGCAUUGAAAAUUCUGGACGUCAGCACUAUCAGGGUCGAAGAACUGAUCCACGAAAACGAAGUCUUAAAAUAUAGCAUCGCCGAUCUAGAGCGCAAUCAAGCGAAGACGGGAAUUACACAGGAAGAACGCAGUGCAGUCAGACGGGUUUUCAAAGACGAAUUGGACAUCAUCGUCGACUACAUGAAAAAGAAUAAUGGCACAGUGAGUCCCAUCAAAUCCUCUUCAAAUUCGCACAUUCUGAACGAACUAGAGGCCGCAGACCAAACCCUGAUGGCCGUCGAAAAUAUGCUUCUGAAGCGCGGAACUGCUGCAGCAGCGAACGACGCUCCUGCUUGGAAGCGCUUGGGCAGCUUCUUUGUCCGCUACUACCCCUUGCUGCUGACUAUCCUCUUUUUCAUCUUGGUCAUCAGGGUCAACAUCUUCUGCAUGGGCAGCUGGAACUUGUGGCUGCCCUACUUCCUCUUUUCGGCGCUGUCCUUCACCCUGCCCCACCCGUUCGGGGCCAUCGCGUCCCUGCUGGCGGCCUUCGUGGUCGCCGCCUCGUUCUUUGUCUGAACGCAAUAAAUUUGUGCUCGAAUUUGAUAUGCUCCACCCAAA
Molecule: messenger RNA, 1668 nt
Organism: Cloeon dipterum
Lineage: Eukaryota; Metazoa; Arthropoda; Insecta; Ephemeroptera; Baetidae
Exons: 4
Coding region: 16-1626 (536 amino acids)
Source: RefSeq, a predicted model, not a curated record